AUGCCGCUGGUGAAGAGAUGCAUCGAGCCCAGGCACCUGUGCCGUGGAGCCGUGCCGGACGGGGUCACCAGCGAGCUGGAGUGUGUCACUAACAGCACCCUGGCAGCCAUCAUCAAACAGCUGGGGGGCCUGAGUAAGUCUACACACCUGGCUGACUGACUAACAGUCUGACUGCUGUCUGACUGACCGACUGUCUGACUGCUGGCUGACUGACAGUGACUGACUGAAUGCUGAAUGGAAUUUAAAUCUUAACCAAACUAUUUCAGACAGUACUUUUUAACAUGUACUGUAUGGGUUCUUUUAAAGGUACAUUCUCAUAGCCCUACUCUGACCCUGGCCUCUGUUAAUGCAUGGUGUGUGUUUUUGUGAAUGCAGGUCGACAUGCAGAGGACAUCUUUGGGGAGCUGUUCAACGAGGCCAACAGCUUCUACAUGAGAAUGAACAGCCUCCAGGAGAGAGUGGACCUGCUGGCUGUCAAAGUCACCCAGCUGGACUCCACUGUGGAGGAGGGUAGGUGGAGGCAGCAGGUGACAGGGGUUAUGAGGGAGGGGUGGUAAGGGUGUGGCAGAAUCUACUGAGGAAGGGGACUGGUCAAAUCAUACAGUACAUGCUAUAGCAUGAUCAUACCCAGGCAAAGUUACAGCACAGCAUACGGUAUGAGAGCGUGAAUAAGCAUCAAAUGAAGAGCACCAUGCUAAUUAGCGAAGUAAAACACACCGUUGCAUAAUGCAUAAUGCAAAGGCUUCACCAGGGCUUAGUGCCCCACAGCUGAGCCACAGACUCCCUGCUGCUGCAAUCACUAAUACAUUGAUUUUCAUUAUACAGCCUGGGAUAAACCGGAUACUGUAUACAGUGCAUUCGGAAAGUGUUCAGACCCCUUGACUUUUUCCACAUUUUGUUACGUUACAGCCUUAUUCUAAAAUGGAUUAAAUUGUUUUCCCCCUCAUCAAUCUAUACACAAUACCCCAUAAUGACUAAGCAAAAACAGGUUUGUUAGAAUUAUUUUCAUAUAUAUUAAUAAUAAAACACUGAAAUAUCACAUUUACAUAAGUAUUCAGACCCUUUACUCAGUACUUUGUUGAAGCACCUUUGGCAGCGAUUACAGCCUCGAGUCUUCUUGGGUAUGACGCUACAAGCUUGGCACACCUGUAUUUGGGGAGUUUCUCCCAUUCUUCUCUGCAGAUCCUCUCAAGCUUUGUCAGGUUGGAUGGGGAGCGUUGCUGCACAUCUAUUUUCAGGUCUCUCCAGAGAUGUUCGAUCAGGUUCAAAUCUGGGCUCUGGCUGGGCCACUCAAGGACAUUCAGAGACUUGUCCCGAAGCCACUCCUGUGUUGUCUUGGCUGUGUGCUUAGGGUCGUUGUCCUGUUGGAAGGUGAACUUUCGCCCCAGUCUGAGGUCCUGAGCGCUCUGUAGCAGGUUUUCAUCAAGGAUCUCUCUGUACUUUGCUCCGUUCAUCUUUCCCUCGAUCCUGACUAGUCUCCCAGUCCCUGCCGCUGAAAAACAUUCCCACAGCAUGAUGCUGCCAUCACCAUGCUUCACCGUAGGGAUGGUGCCAGGUUUCCUCCAGACGUGAAGCUUGGCAUCCAGGCCAAAAAGUUCAAUCUUGGUUUCAUUAGACCAGAUAAUCUUCAAAUCAAAUCAAAUCAAAUUGUAUUGGCCACAUGCGCCGAAUACAACAGGUGCAGACAUUACAGUGAAAUGCUUACUUACAGCCCUUAACCAACAGUGCAUUUAUUUUUCAUAAAAAAGUAAAAUAAAACAACAACAAAAAAGUGUUGAGAAAAAAAGAGCCGAAGUAAAAUAAAAGAACAGUAGGGAGGCUAUAUAUACAGGGAUCUGGGAGUCCUUUAGGUGCCUUUUGGCAAACUCUAAGCGGGCUGUCAUGUGCCUUUUACUGAGGAGUGGCUUCUGUCUGGCCACUCUACCAUAAAGGCCUGAUUGGUGGAGUGCUGCGGAGAUGGUUGUCCUUCUGGAAGGAUCUCCCAUCUCCACAGAGGAACUCUGAAGCUCUACAGGAGUGUCCAUAGGGUUAUUGGUCACCUCCCUGACCAAGGCCCUUCUCCCCCGAUUGCUCAGUUUGGCCGGGCGGCCAGCUCUAGAAAGAGUCUUGGUGGUUCCAAACUUCUUCCAUUUAAGCAUGAUGGAGGCCACUGUGUUCUUGGGGACUUCAAUGCUGCAGAGAUUGUUUGGUACCCUUCCCCAGAUAUGCCUCGACACAAUCCUUUCUCGGAGCUCUACGGACAAUUCCUUCGACAUCAUGGCUUGGUUUUUGCUCUGACAUGCACUUUCAACUGUGGGGCCUUAUAUAGACAGGUGUGUGCCUUUCCAAAUCAUGUCCAAUCAAUCAAAUUUACCACAGGUGGACUCCAAUCCAGUUAUAAAACAUCUCAAGGAUGAUCAAUGGAAACAGGAUGCACCUGAGCGCAAUUUCGAGUCUCAUAGCAAAGGGUCUGAAUACUUAUGUAAAUACAUUUCAGCAACAUUUUCUAAAAACCUGUUUUCACUUUGUCAUUAUGGGGUAUUGUGUGUAGAUUGAUGAGGACAUUUUUUUUUAUUUCAUCCAUUGUAGAAUAAGGCUGUAACGUAACAAAAUGUGGAAAAAGUCAAGGGGUCUGAAUACUUUCCGAACACACUGUAUGUAUCCCAUUUAGCAUCUCUACUUACCUUAAUCAUGACUCAUGACCCUCUGUUUGCGGUCCUAUUAAAUUGUGUUCUUAUAAGAGGAAGCAUUGAUACACCACUAAUGAAUGUGGUUGGUUUUCAUGUUAUUGAACUUCUAAACUUCCUCAUGCAAAUUGGGAUGCCAUGGCCAUUCAUAGCUGAUAAUGAGUCAGUGUUCGAGGGUUCAUUCAGUGUGUUCAUUCUUGGCAUUCUGGUCCCAGUUUCGCUGCAGGACAUCAACAUGAGGAAAGCCUUCAAGAGCUCCACCAUCCAGGACCAGCAGGUGGUGUCCAGGAACUCCAUCCUCAACCCUGUCAUGGAGAUGUACCAUCGCUGUGACAAACCUCCACCCCUCAACAUCCUCAGCCCCUACAGGUCAGCCCUCAACCAAUCACAUUACAACUUACUGAACCCCACUUUAAUCUUUGCAUUUAUCCUUAGGUACAGGAUACAGAAUUAAGCAUUGGGGAUGUGCAAUUUAUGUGAAUUGUAACAUAGUUAUAUAAUGUAUAAAGUGUAGGUGUCAAUUGCAUUGCCAAAGCACAGUCUCAGGUCAGGAUGUGUUGUCAUACAGGGAUGACAAAAAGGAUGGCCUGAAGUUCUACACAGACCCAUCCUACUUCUUUAAUCUGUGGAAGGAGAAGAUGAUCCAAGCAACAGAAAACAAGCGGAAGGAGAAGAGGAAGCAGAAGGCAGGGUGACAAGGUGAGUGAGUUUGUUUGGAUGUGUGUUUAUGUGUAUCUAUGAUGAAUCACUACUCACACAUGUUGCUACAUUUUGCUCCAAGCUCUUUGCUGGCUCUUGGUAUUUUGGGUAUUUUAUUAGGAUCCCCAUUAGCUGUUGCGAAAGCAACAGCUACUCUUCCUGGAGUUCACACAGGACAUGAAACAUGACAUAAUACAGAACAUUAAUAGACAAGAACAGCUCUCUCUUAUCCUCUAUAUUCUCAUGACUGUUGGCUGUUUAUUCCCUCUCAGACCCUCUCUCCCUCCCUCCACCAUUUAACAUCAGGCCAGUCAGGAUUAGCUCAUUGCUCAUUUUAGACUGUCUGUGCUCAAGCUUCCUAAGCCUGGGGAGGUGGAAGUGGACGUGUGUUUAGACGGAGAUAGAGGAUGGGAAGGAACGAGAGAAAAAGAGAGCGAGGGCUUAGGGGCGAGGGAGGGCGCAAGACAGGAGACAAUGACAUGGUUAGUAAAUAGCCAUAUGUGUUUUAGCAAGAUGAAAAACCUCUUACGAACACUACUAAGCUAUAUAGUUAAAAUUGACUUAAUUAGAGGAAGCAUGCUUAUUUAUUUACUAAGAACCAAGACUUAGAACUUCCACCACUAGUGGAAGGAACCGUAGCAGAACUUAAAUGCAUUUUAUACAUAAUAAAUGUGCACUUACAUGCCCUGUUUAUGGUUUAUGUUUGUCCCAUAAUGAUGGUAGUUGAUGAUAGUUUUUUCCCAUACGUAGGGUUUAUACCGCAUUCUGAGGGAAUCCUCUGGUGCAGUCCAUAUCUCUGUAUUUCAGCUGGAGUCACAGUCUCAUACAUUUGUCAUUUCCAGGAGCAGAAACAGGUGGAGGACCCCAGCCGGGAGGUGAAGAAGGUGAGGAAGGCCCGGAACCGUCGUCAGGAGUGGAACAUGAUGGCCUACGACAAGGAGUUCCGCCCAGACACCCGCCUCACACCUUCACCCUACCAUGGCAUGUCCUCUGAGGGAUCCCUCUCUCCAGACAGGUCAGUAGGGAUGCACUGCAUCAAUCAAUCAAGGAACAAUUAUUAUAUAUCAUAUAUGAUUAUAUAUACAGUAUUAUGUGAAAUAUGGGGAAAUGCGAAUCACGAAAUGUAAAUGUACAAAAUCUGCUUUCUACUGCCAUCGACCUAAAUGUUCGAAAGCAUGCAUGUUCCUGAGAGGGAGACCGCGAGGUUUUGAGAUUUAGGUAUAGAGAUGUAUUGAGAGCGCAACAUUGUAUGUGUCUCAAUGGUGCUGCCCGUCCGCUCACAGACGUCAUAAUGGGACAGAUACAACGUUGUGACCUCUAUACAGUGGGGGGAAAAAGUAUUUAGUCAGCCACCAAUUGUGCAAGUUCUCCCACUUAAAAAGAUUAGAGAGGCCUGUAAUUUUCAUCAUAGGUACACGUCAACUAUGACAGACAAAAUGAGAAAAACAAAUCCAGAAAAUCACAUUGUAGGAUUUUUAAUGAAUUUAUUUGCAAAUUAUGGUGGAAAAUAAGUAUUUGGUCAAUAACAAAAGUUUCUCAAUACUUUGUUAUAUACCCUUUGUUGGCAAUGACACAGGUCAAACGUUUUCUGUAAGUCUUCACAAGGUUUUCACACAUUGUUGCUGGUAUUCUGGCCCAUUCCUCCAUGCAGAUCUCCUCUAGAGCAGUGAUGUUUUGGGGCUGUCGCUGGGCAACACGGACUUUCAACUCCCUCCAAAGAUUUUCUAUGGGGUUGAGAUCUGGAGACUGGCUAGGCCACUCCAGAACCUUGAAAUGCUUCUUACGAAGCCACUCCUUCGUUGCCCGGGCAGUGUGUUUGGGAUCAUUGUCAUGCUGAAAGACCCAGCCACGUUUCAUCUUCAAUGCCCUUGCUGAUGGAAGGAGGUUUUCACUCAAAAUCUCACGAUACAUGGCCCCAUUCAUUCUUUCCUUUACACGGAUCAGUCGUCCUGGUCCCUUUGCAGAAAAACAGCCCCAAAGCAUGAUGUUUCCACCCCCAUGCUUCACAGUAGGUAUGGUGUUCUUUGGAUGCAACUCAGCAUUCUUUGUCCUCCAAACACGACGAGUUGAGUUUUUACCAAAAAGUUCUAUUUUGGUUUCAUCUGACCAUAUGACAUUCUCCCAAUCCUCUUCUGGAUCAUCCAAAUGCACUCUAGCAAACUUCAGACGGGCCUGGACAUGUACUGGCUUAAGCAGGGGGACACAUCUGGCACUGCAGGAUUUGAGUCCCUGGCGGCGUAGUGUGUUACUGAUGGUAGGCUUUGUUACUUUGGUCCCACCGUUCUUGUGAUCAUUUUGAUCCCACGGGGUGAGAUCUUGCGUGGAGCCCCAGAUCGAGGGAGAUUAUCAGUGGUCUUGUAUGUCUUCCAUUUCAUAAUAAUUGCUCCCACAGUUGAUUUCUUCAAACCAAGCUGCUUACCUAUUGCAGAUUCAGUCUUCCCAGCCUGGUGCAGGUCUACAAUUUUGUUUCUGGUGUCCUUUGACAGCUCUUUGGUCUUGGCCAUAGUGGAGUUUGGAGUGUGAUUGUUUGAGGUUGUGGACAGGUGUCUUUUAUACUGAUAACAAGUUCAAACAGGUGCCAUUAAUACAGGUAACGAGUGGAGGACAGAGGAGCCUCUUAAAGAAGAAGUUACAGGUCUGUGAGAACCAGAAAUCUUGCUUGUUUGUAGGUGACCAAAUACUUAUUUUCCACCAUAAUUUGCAAAUAAAUUCAUUACAAAUCCUACAAUGUGAUUUUCUGGAUUUUUUUCUUCUCAUUUUGUCUGUCAUAGUUGACGUGUACCUAUGAUGAAAAUUACAGGCCUCUCUCAUCUUUUUAAGUGGGAGAACUUGCACAAUUGGUGUCUGACUAAAUACUUUUUUCCCCCACUGUACAUCUCUAUGCGACAACGGAUCAGAGUGAGGAUGUGAAUAGAAUCUCAUUUCUUAUGAUUAUCAGUAAAAUAAACAAAUGUAUAAAAUAUUGAUUACUAUGUAUAGCUUUGUAAGACUAUAAAUGACCAACCACCAAGCUUUGAAGUAGUUAGUACCGGGAGACUAUCAGCAAUUGCGCUAAGCUAAUGUUAUGCUAACUUCAAUCAUCUCCAAACUGCACGCCGAGACAUAAAAAUGGUAUCCAUGAGACUCCGGGUAAAUAGAAAAACGACCGAAAUCUCGCAUUAUCCCUUUAACAUAUAAUAUUCUACAUUGUACUCCUUCACAUCAAAAAUAUUAUGUUUGAAUAUUAGGCUACUAGGUUUUUAGAUGACAAAUAGAUUUUUUAGGAUGUCCAUUGACAUGAGAUUAGGUGCAUAUUGAACGGCUUUGAUGAUAUCAACCUCUAUCUGUGGAUUAAAUAUUCCAGGUCUGGUAUGUCUGAUGAGCUGUCCUACCCUGCCAGCCCUAACCACCCACCCCAGGAGGGAGCUGUACUGGGUCCUGAUGGGAAGGAGCACCUAACAGGCCCCAACCAGACCCAGUCUCUGGACCGGGCCUACCGACCCCCUGCUGCUGCUACCGCUGCAGGUCAAGGCCGCCAGCAUUCCCUGGGCCGCAUGCAGCCCCACCACGGACCCACACCCACAGACCCAUCCCUGAACGGACCCCGGCCCGCAACUUCCAAAGAGGCCAGGUGUGUAGCUAGCUACCCUUCUCAUCUCUCCUUCUGUGCCCAUUUUUGCUAUUUUAUCUAAGCUGAAUUAAAGUCUGAAAGCCUAUUCUAUCUACAGUAAAUGUCACAGGCAUUUAUUUGAUCCUAAUGUUAACGAUGUAGUGCUGGAAUUGUGAGAAUGACUAUGUCUGACUUGGUUGGUUUCCUCUAAUUGUUCCACAGCGGUCACCAGAUGCCUGAGCACUUUAUCCCUCCGGCCCCGCCCCCACCUCCUCCCCUCAUCCCCUCAGCCCAGACGGCCUUUGACAGCAAAGCAGGGCCUCCCACCCUGGCCCCUGGCACCGUGGCCACCCUGUCCCGCCCCUACAGCCCCUCGCCCCCACCACCCCCACCCGCCGGCUACAUCCCCUCUCCAUCUCACCCUGUCACUGGGGGACCCCCUGUUGCCCCUCCUCCACCCCCACCUGGUGGCCCCCCAACAUUUGCUCCCUCUCCAGCCCAUGCCAUACACCCCUCUGGGGGCACACUGCCAAGGAAGGGCAAGGUGCUAGGCAUCCCGAUAAGUGACGCACGCAGUGACCUGCUGUCAGCCAUCCGCAGAGGUGAGACCCUCUGGUUCACUAGGUGGAAAGGCCAGGAUUAUACCACGUGAUCUGUCUACAUUACUGUACAUGGAAAGCCACUAUUCUAGUAACAUAUUUACUGUAGGGAAAAUAUAUUUUGACAGUUUGUAGUAAGUAUAAUCUGUACAGUUGAUGACCGUAGUGUUGUGUCCUCAGGCAUCCAGCUGAGGAAGGUGCAGGAGCAGCGUGAGCAGGAAGCCAAGAAGGAGCCGGUGGGGAACGACGUGGCCACCAUCCUAUCCCGACGCAUCGCAGUGGAGUACAGCGAAUCAGACGAGGACUCAGAGCCUGAGGAGAACGAGUGGUCAGACUGA
This is a messenger RNA of Coregonus sp. 'balchen', 7891 nucleotides long. The record is from the annotation of a GenBank genome assembly. NCBI's taxonomy places the organism in Eukaryota, Metazoa, Chordata, Actinopteri, Salmoniformes, Salmonidae.